UACCUAGUUGCUCCGGCUAGUUACCUAGGUACGUUACUGCAGUCACGUGUUCCACCUUAUGGAGAAACCUCUCCACCUAAACCCAGACAGACUCCGGUUCUGCUCCGUUAUAGCUCCGCCGGGAUAGUUACUGUUCGACAUUCACCAAUGGAUCCCUCUAGUAAGUGAUCCUGCAGCAAUAUAGUGGCAGUGAUGGAUACUCAGAACGAUCCUCCGCGACCGGAAGGCUCGCCCCGCACUCCUCCCCACCCCCCUUACUCCCCCAUUACCCCCGUCCUCUCCCACGCCGCCAUGCUUCCGCCGCCAUCACCCAUGCAGCAAGCUCUCCCGCCCCCCUAUACCUCCGCCGCCUCCACUUUCUGUCUUGCCACUAGCUCCGGAAAUAAUAACACCCAUAAUACCUCCACGGCUCCGCCGCCCGCAUCUAACCCUGCACCCACGUUUAUGGCUGAGCCUGCCCCCGUCCCCAUAUCCGAGAGUGACAAUCCAGACGCCAUCGCCCUGCGCUCCGCCAUCUCCAUCCUCCAGAUCCAAAAACAACAGGCAGUCCGUGACAUAAAAACACUUGAUCAUCUGAAACAAGCCGCGGUGGCACACCCGGAAGCGUUUGCGCGGGAACUCGCCAAAGGCACCCUUACCUCCAAGUCUGGCGAUAUCUUCAAUCCCACCGGCAUUGAAGAUGGUGAUGAAGAUGGACAUGCAGACGGGAUAAUGGCUCAAGCGAAUACAAGUACGCCUAGUGUUACGGAUGUAGGUGCUAUGGAUGUCGACGAGCACCCACGUCCGGCUUUUGGGAAAAUCCCCGCCCCGCAGAGCGUCGUGCGCAUGCCCCCUAUUAACUGGGCUAAGUAUCACAUCGUCGGCGAACCGCUGGAUAAGCUUCAUGAAGAGCAGAGACGGCGUCCAUCGUCCGGGGAGCCUCAGAGGGAUGAUGUCUCGUCGCUGCAGAGAGCGCCAGAACAUUUCAUCGCGGCGCCGUAUCGACCGUUUACGGACAAUCUAGAGGCACCUAUGAAAACGCGGAGUACGAAUAGAGCGAAGAAGUGAGGAAGGUAUCAAAUAUAUAAUGCACAUGGGAAGAUAUCGCGUAUACUUGUUGUACAUACAGGACAUACAUUUUAUUACGACUAUCGGAGGGGUCCUUCGUUUACGCCCUCAUCAACUCGAAACAACGAGACUAUACAUUCAGAACCCCCCUCUGCGAUGUUUUCACGGCAAUAUUGAAAAGCGGAGAAACGACCGAUAUUCCAAUAUGCAGGCAUAAGGGACCGCGACUACGUAACAGUACCACAAUCAACCAUCCCCUUAUCUACCAAACACAGAGAAAAUACGCUCCCCUCUAGAUACCCCGUCAUUGUACGUUUGCAAGUGCUCCGUCGGUUUCCCCCCCGUUGACACAACUUCCCUUCAACGAAUAGCCAUCUGCAUCCCAAUAUGUGUCAUCGCAAUAUUGCCCCACAAAAUCGCCGCCGUGCAUUCCGGGCACGUCUCAUCCUGAAACUCAAAAUCCGCAUCCACACGCCCAUAAACCAUGCUGCGCGUUCUGCACCGUCCCUGGCGUUUCCUCUCUUUCCAGAAGAGCGGGUCCAGAGGGAAAUAUUUGCCGCAGGCCAUGCACAGCCGUCGCUCGUAUGUCAUCCACGACUCCAGCCGGAAGAGGAUCUGCAGCCGCAUGGAGCUGUCGUAUAGCACACCGUACCCACCGUUCAGGUGACGGGUGAUAUUGGCUGCGGUUUUGUUUGUUAGGCCUAGACACACUUGGUCGGGCACAUCAAGCUCGUUGAAGACCAUCGUAAUUAUUUCGAUGGGUAACUUGGUGAGAGAUGAAGAUGGCGCCUCUGUCUUCCAUCCGCGAUACAUCAGAUCUCCUCUUGAGAACUCGUCCCAGAGACUUUGUGUGAUCUGUUAUUUAGACCCAUCAGCUUUUAUUUUAUUUUCUAUUUUCACUUUUCGUUUUGAUUGUGCUUGUCUUUUUGACCUAGCAUUUCUCCCUCACCCCCCUCCCCCCUCCUCCCCAACAUACAAGUAGUAUGAAGAAAUAGAAAGAUUGAGAAGCAAAAGACAAUCUGGCAUCUAAAAGGGGCAAGUUGGGUCUUGUGCUUUCAAUUUUUCUUUUUCUUUUUCUUUUCUUUCUCUUUCUUUCGAUUUCCUACUCACCUGAUAAUUCACAUAGAACCUGUAAAUCACGUCCCUGUUCUCCGUCACGAACCACUGGAUAUUCGUGUCCGGGACCAUCAUUUUGAGCCAGCUCAUCCAUUCUGCAGCCAUAGCCUCCGCGCUUUUUUCUGCCCGAUGAUCCUCCUCGGCCUGUUUGUCUUGCUCGCCCCGAUGGUCUUGUUGGGUUUGCUGGUUCUGGUGGUUCUGCUCGACCUGCCGGUCGUGACUUUGACUCCUAAGCUGAGGCAAUGAUUGGCCAUAUUUGUCUGGAAGGACAAUUGCCAAAUUGUUGGGAAAGCGACUGUGAGAUCCCUCAUAGUCAGCAUCUCACUCUUCUUCCUUUUGACCCCAUUAGUUCUUCUCCACGUAUGCAUAGUCUGCGUCUCAUAGCCAUUUUCUUAUUCAGAGGCAUCGGCAGAUUACAUCACCGCUUCCAUUCGCCUCCCUUGUCUCCUCCACUUCCCCUGAGCCCUCUAGUCGUAGAGAAGGGUUGUAUUUCACCACAAAAGAGGGUUGAGACUAUCAAUAAGGAACCAGCAGGACUCACCGACGCUGGCGGAUUGUCAGGGGCAUCCUCAUCUCCUCCACUGGGACAGGCGGAGGCAUCCUUGCAAAGGCGCCCAUACUGUUUACCAACAAUGGAACCAUUAGUGACAUUGGUUUCUUCUCGUCCUUUUUCUUCUCCUUUGAUGCGAACUUAUAGUAAGAUGAAGCAAAGGGGCUGCGAAGCAGAGCAUAUGCCAUUCAACCGCUCGACUGAGCUAGAGAGCGGAAGCUCCAGGCAAUGGGACGAGUGAUAGAAUGAAGAGGGACGUUUAAAUGCAAAUAGUACUGAUUGUCUUUCUCGUUUUCUCAAAUAACUAGGGAUUGGUUCAAAAGGGUACAAGUAGACAAUUGGCAUGAGUACUUACUCAAUCCCCUCCUGUGGGACUGUCAAGAAGCUAGAGACGCGGAUAUUAGCCUUCUUAUGAGCUGCAGCUAUUGCCAUGGCCAUGAUACCACUUUUUCCACUCUUCCUCUUGUCUCUGUGAGUUCGGUUUGCUGAUGAUGAUGCUUUGCUGUUUCCCGUGAGUGUACUGAACUGAUGACAAUUGAGAUAAAUGCCUGUUUACCAAGAACUAAAGCAGCAAAGAGAUGAAAGAAUUUGUAUCUUGAGUGUGAAGGUAAAAUGAGACAGAACAUGUUCUUGUUGCAUGUUGACAGACAAACACUGUGAAUUGCUUCAACAAAAAAAAGGGGGGGGCUGGACAAUGAGACAGCUUAACACAUACUAUAUGUUUUUCAGAAUUUUACAGAAGUGUCAAGACUUAACCCUUCAAUUCAAGUGAAUACAGGAGACCAUGCUCAUAGUGAUUGGAGUAGGAUAAAGAAACUGAGGAGCUCUAUCAGAGUCAAACCCAUUUCCUCCCCUAUAUUGUGCUGGAUUUCCAUCAGGCUAUGUUCAAUUUUAUCCCAACAGCCAGCCCAUAAACAGAGCUGCUAUAUAUUGAGCUUGAUUCCUUCUUGCAAAGGGCUGGCGGCGAAAAACACUGUUUGCAUGCAAUUUUACUUCCUGUGGAAGGCUGGGCGGUUGUAUAGUACGCCAACCUAACGAUGAAACGGGGGCCCCCAUACGGCGCACAUAGUAGAUAUAGGAAUUUGACGUUACUAGGAUAGACUGCUCACGAUCAUAUCCCUCUCUGGAUUCCAAGGAUAAGUUAUUCUCAACCGUAGCCAAUGAUAUCUGCAUAAAAAAUAAAUCG
This is a messenger RNA of Blastomyces gilchristii SLH14081, 3899 nucleotides long. RefSeq lists its product as uncharacterized. The record is from RefSeq and is a predicted model, not a curated record. Bases 193 to 1047 code for a protein of 284 amino acids. Lineage: Eukaryota; Fungi; Ascomycota; Eurotiomycetes; Onygenales; Ajellomycetaceae. The transcript has a single exon.